Aspergillus pseudoviridinutans is the source of this 1065-nucleotide messenger RNA. Its product is annotated as Zn(II)2Cys6 transcription factor. Gene Ontology annotation, molecular function: carboxy-lyase activity; DNA-binding transcription factor activity, RNA polymerase II-specific; zinc ion binding. Gene Ontology annotation, biological process: DNA-templated transcription; regulation of DNA-templated transcription. Lineage: Eukaryota; Fungi; Ascomycota; Eurotiomycetes; Eurotiales; Aspergillaceae. The record is from RefSeq and is a predicted model, not a curated record. The transcript has 3 exons. The coding region runs from base 1 to 1065 and encodes 354 amino acids.
AUGCCCAAUAGCUCUGCUGCUGGUUUCAAUCCUGAGCGCCAAGAGAUCGACCGGAUCUUACGGGCCAAGCGACAGCAACGCGAAACAAAGGCGUGCUAUCCGUGUCGCUCGCGCAAAGUCAAGUGCGACAACGGCCAACCAUGCAGAACCUGCCAGAAACGAGGUCAUCCCGAGAUCUGUGUCUAUGGCCUUGAGGAAUCUUCUCCGCGGAAGCGGGCCAUGCGAAGUCCUCAGAGUAGCAACGCUGAUGCUUCUCGCGUUGCAUUUCCGUCUGGCUUAAAAAGUGUAAAUGAUCAGCCUCCAAUCAGGAAUUCGGCAUCUCCUCUGCAUACCAGACCUGCAUCGGAAUCGAUCAAUCAAGGAGACCCUGCAAAUUACAUUUUCUCUGGAGAGAAUACAGUCAUUUCCAUACUGGGUUCACACUACGCCGAUGGAUCAAUUACCCACAAGGCGAGCACUGUGUUGGGACUCCAAAACAGCUUCAGCAAUUACCCAUUCCUUGAUGUCAAAUCACCCAUAGAUCGCUGGAAGGCUCUCGUGGAGAUUCUUCCUCAAAGGGAGGAGAUUUUGAAGUUUUUUCACUUCUACCGCACCUCCGCCCAUCCAUUCAACCCAAUUCUUGUCGAUAUAGACGGCUUUGAAUUGUUCCUAUGCCACUUCCUUACAUCCUACGCGUCUGGGGAACUGCGCGAUCACGACAAGGUCUCGGAAAGAUGGUCGUCGGAUCGAUCCGUCGGUCAGAUCAGUCUCCUCCUGGCCGCGUUGGCUUCGGGAGCGCAUUACUCAGACCUUGAGAACCCCGAGAGGUCAGAGAAAUACCAGAGCUUUGCCCGCCGAUCUUUCCAAGCACUAAGGCUGGCAAAUUUCCUCUUGAGGCCGUCGCUUGAAGUUGUCCAAUCUCUACUCAUUCUGGGAAAUACGCUACAGAAUAACGGUCAAUCUGAUGGCGCGUGGGCUAUGCUUGGCACGACUGUCAGAUUAGCCCAGACCUUGGGACUACAUACCGAGAAGAGCAUUUCUCACUGGCCAGAACCAAUGAGACCAAAGGCCAAAGCAUUGUGGUAA